AUGUCUAUGAGAAUUAUACCAGCUGAAUCGAGAGAGUCGUUUGUCUCCUCUACACAAAAAAAUGAACCAUCCAAGAAUGCACCAGCAUUGUCUGAAAUCAUGCACAAUCAAAGCGGUCCAGUAAACAUAUCCUCACAAAUAAAUAACCUUCAUCCUUUACAGGGACGAGUCACACGCUGGGAUCAAACUCAACAAGACGCAAGAUUUGAAACUUAUAGACGUAUAUUUGGUGCCGGAGACCCAAUAAAACGAUCCAUGGAAUUAGCUAUUGUUGAAAACACAGACUUUAAACCUGAAUGUCUUGGGGGUAGUAGUAUGAUGCACAGGGAUAUUUUAUUGGGAAACGAUCUGAGUUUGGACUGGGAAGAUGUUUACCCUAAUGGCAUCGCCAACAAUGGGUCCACUGUAAGAGACAUGCACAGUGAAAUAGAAAAGAGAUUAGGUCUUUAA
Lodderomyces oxycetoniae is the source of this 450-nucleotide messenger RNA. RefSeq lists its product as uncharacterized. Gene Ontology annotation, cellular component: cytoplasm; nucleus. The transcript has 2 exons. Gene Ontology annotation, biological process: proteasome assembly. Bases 1 to 450 code for a protein of 149 amino acids. NCBI's taxonomy places the organism in Eukaryota, Fungi, Ascomycota, Pichiomycetes, Serinales, Debaryomycetaceae. The record is from RefSeq and is a predicted model, not a curated record.